GUUCUAGGUUUCAAGAUGAUAAACGAAAAUUCGCUGUAAAUUCAGCGAAUAUCAAAAUGGCCAAAGGAUGACAACAUACGGCUGUCAGUUAAAGGAGAAAGUUGAUAUUUCAAAGAGAAUCAAGAGAAAAUGUCUCACAUUCAGUAUGUGGAUGAAUUGGUGAAAGAAUAUUUGCUUUUCAGAGGUUUCAGUCAAACCUUGAAAGCUUUUGAUAAUGAUUUAAAGGCUGAGAAAGAGAAAGGCUUCAGGGUUGAUAAAAUUGUUGAUCAGUUAAUGCAGUAUAUAUACAAUUAUGACUUGGCAUCUUUAAGAGAAUUAUGGGGGCAUUUAGACACAAGAAUGUUUUCUCGUUUAGAAAGUCAUUUUACACCUGCUGUAAGAAAGUUGGAGAAUGCUGUUCUAAAAAUGUAUCUGGUAAAUGCAGCAGUGAAUAAUAAACAGGACAGAAUUCAAGAGUUUUUUAUCAAAAUGACACCAGAGCUGCAAGGGCAUUCAGAAUGGAAAGAAUGGUUUGCAUUGCCAUUUGUUAAAAAUCCUGAAGACAAUCCAGCAUACUCUGUACAUUUUAGUAGACAGUGGCAGGAUACUAUGUUAGUGUCUCUGCACAAUUUUCUUGCUACUAUUUUUCAAUGUAUGCCUCUGCCAACAUUACUUACUAUAGAUGAAGAUACAAACAGGUUGAAAAGACUUCAAGAAGAAAAUGAAGCAUUAAAACAACGUUUAAAUGAUUCUGUUAAAAUAGAAAAUGUAAUGGAUGUGAAUCCAGGACCAGCUCCCCAGCAUCCACCACUUAUGGAUGACUUUUAUAUAAUAGCACAAGAAUCCCCUUUAUUAGAAAAUCCUAAAACUUUAAGAAAUCUUAUAAGAAACAUAGGCGGUGGUUCCAGUCCAAUUUUAAACAGAAAGCCUACAAGUGGGAAGAAAGUUGUGGAACCUGAAAUAACAUCGACAAAGCGAACGAAUACAAAAGGGAAAUUAAACUCUAUCAGUAAAUCUGAGUCGGUUAGCAAAAGAAGCAUUAGUUGUGAUUCAAGGCUAUCUAGUUCUAGAAAAAGAGAUUCGUCCAUAGACGCGGUAGCCGAACGCAAAGCUAAAGAUAAAAUUGAUUCCACGUAUAUUCUUCUUAGCCAGGAAGAGUACACAGAGCACAAAACAUCGAUAAUUCAAUGUAAAAGUAAUGCAAGUGGUUCAUACGUUGCUACGGGUGAUGCAGACGGCAUUAUCAAAGUAUGGACUCCAAUACCAUCACCAAAGACUGUUACUACAUUUAUUUCUGCUCCCGCCAACUCGAAUAAAGCUAUAACUGCAUUAGACUGGAUAUCAAAAAACGAGCGUUAUUUUUUACACGGUGAUAACAAUGGUCUAAUUCAAUUACACGAUACUCGCGAUUGCAAAACUUUAUGGGACAUACAACAUGAAAAUUCUCGAAUCAUCACACUGCUAUGUAAUCCAACGGAAUCAACAUUUGUGUGUUCUGUAUCAAAUUCGAACGAAGGAAAGCUACUAUUGUACGACAUAAAAACAAGAAAAUUAGAAAGAACUUUACCAAUGGACCAGAAUGUAACAGCGUUAUGUUCUGCGUUUAAUCAUAACGGACAACUUCUUAUCACGGGGUUAUCUAAUGGAAAUAUUUUAAUACAUGAUCUGAGGCGAAAUGAAAUAAUCGACAACAUAAGUUGUCAUGCCAGUCCGGUUAUAGAUAUAGAAUUAAUUAACGAUUACACGAAUAUAUGUACGCAAAGCGAGGAUGGAAAACUAUGUCAACGAAGUUUGAAUCACUCAGGGAAGAUUUUAUGGGAGACGAAAAUUAAAGUAGAAAAAAAUACCGUUCACGGGAAGUUAUUUACGUUCGACCAAAGUGGUAACUACAUGUUACUUUGUACACAAACUGGAGGAAAUAUUUACAAAAUGCCACCAGGUACUCAAGCGAAAGUGUUAGAAUUAGGUGGACAUAAGGGUACGUUAUGUUGCGACUGGUCUACCGCCAAUCAAUCCGGAACUUGUAUAACCGGUGGUGCCGAAGGAAAAGUACGAGUAUCAACGCUGCUUUCACCAUGAUACAAAAGUAAAAUUAGUAUCUGUGUGAAUUCGUAAAGUACCGUAAUCAUCGUACGAUUAGCUCAAAUUUGUAGAUAUUAAUGCCUAGCAUAUUGAAUGUUAAGAUGAAAUUCCAUAGUCUUAUUACACCGGAAUGAAACCUAAGAACAUUUCAUUUAAAAUAUAAGCUCGAAGAAAAGAUCCAAAUAUUUUAUAAAAAGUACAAUGAAUGCAAACGUAUCACGCGUUAGUGCAAAGUCAAAUGUAUUAUAAAUCUACUUUUAGAAUGAAAUCAGGGACUAUCAAUUGUAAAAUGUACAGAAAGUAAUCCUGUAAUUAUAAAGGGAAGCAUAAAAAUAUAUAAUAAUAUCUAUAAAUGUCAUGUUAUUAAUAGAAUACAUGACUCAAAGUUUUUGUAAAAAGAGUAAGAUGUUAACUUGUGUAGUAGUUGUCAUGUGUGAAAUCGAAUUUUAGAAGUCUAAGAUAAAUCUGUAAGGGUACCAGAACAUGUCAAUAAAGAUUGGUCAAUUUUAAAA
Molecule: messenger RNA, 2573 nt
Organism: Osmia bicornis bicornis
Lineage: Eukaryota; Metazoa; Arthropoda; Insecta; Hymenoptera; Megachilidae
Product: WD repeat-containing protein 91
Exons: 9
Coding region: 130-2058 (642 amino acids)
Biological process (GO): early endosome to late endosome transport
Cellular component (GO): extrinsic component of endosome membrane; late endosome membrane; early endosome membrane
Molecular function (GO): protein binding; phosphatidylinositol 3-kinase regulator activity
Source: RefSeq, a predicted model, not a curated record